AUGGUCAAGUCGUACCUGCGCUACGAGCGCGCGUGCUCCUUCGGCGUGAUCGCCUCCCUGGAGGGCAAUGUCAUCUACGACGCCAGCGGGCGCUUCGCCAUCGCGCCGGCGCUGCAGGACGUGGCGGUCUGGAACGUGCGCCAGGGCAACAAGGUGCGCGACCUGCUGAGCCCCGAGAACGGCGGCGGCCAGGUCACGGCGCUGGCGCUGAGCCCCGACGGCAGCGACGUGGCCUGCGGCUACUCGACGGGCGCCGUGCGCGUGUUCAAGCUGGCCACGGGCGCGCUGGUCGUGACGCUGGACGGCCACAAGGGCGCCGUGGAGGCGCUGGCGUACCGCGCGGACGGCGCGGAGCUGGCCUCGGGCUCGCGCGACACGGACGUGAUCGUCUGGGACCUGGUGAGCCAGACGGGUCUCUUCCGCCUCAAGGGCCACAAGGACGCGGUCACGGCGCUGGCCUUCCUGGCGCCCGCCACGCUGGCCUCGAGCUCCAAGGACACGCUCGUGAAGGUCUGGGACCUGGAGACGCAGCACUGCGUGCAGACGUGCGUGGGCCACCGCAACGAGGUGUGGUCGCUGGCCGUGAACCCUAAGGGAGACAGGAUGCUCACGGGCGCCUCGGACAACCAGCUCCGCGUGUGGAGCGUGCAGCAGCAGGGCGAGGAAGGAGAGACCGUCAAGCUGGUGGGAUCCAUCUACAGACAGAGCAACGACCGCGCCGCGCGCGUGGCCUACAGCCCCAAGGGAGACCUCGUGGGCGUGCAGAGCGCUGGCAAGACGGUGGAGGUCUACCGCGUGCGCUCCGCUGACGAGAUCAAGAAGAAACGCCAACGUCGCGAGAAGCGUCAGCGCGAGAAGGCCAAGAAGAAGCAGCAACAGGCUGAGGAGGCCGGCAAGGGCAAGAAGCUGGUCAUCCCGAAGGUGCAGGAUGUGGACGAGGAGGACGCCGCGGACAACUCGGCCACGGACGAGCUGGAGCUGCUGUGUGUGGUGCGCUCGUCGCACCGUGUGAAGUCGUUUGCGUUCUCUCCGGAUGUUGCAAAGGAUGGCACCACCUCGCUGAUGCUCGGACUGCAGAACAACAGCAUUGAGACGUACACGCUGUCGCCCAGCGCAGCGACGCUCGAGGACAGAUAUGACAAGUCGCACGCGCUGACGCUGAGUGGCCACCGCUCUGAUGUGCGCCAGGUCGCCAUCAGCUCGGACGACCAGCUCAUCUUGUCGCUGUCGGGCGCGUCCGUGAAGGUCUGGAACUCGCGGUCAUUGCAGUGCAUUCGUACGUUGAGCGACGGUCUUUCGCUUGCGCUGUCAGCAGUGUUCGCACCAGGUAACAUGCACGUUGUGGUGGGUACCAAGCUGGGCCAACUGCUGCUUUUCGACCUGAACUCGGGUGAGUGCAUCUGGAAGGACGAGGAGGCGCAUAACGGCAGCGCUGUGUGGUCGAUCGAUGUUCGCCCGGACGGCCGUGGUAUUGUGACGGGUGGUGCCGAUCAGCACGUGAACUUCUGGGACUUUGAGAUGUACCGCCCCGACGACGCGGAGCCCAACAGCGCGCUGCGUCUCGGUCUUUCGCACGCUCGUAUGCUGAAGAUGUCGGACGACGUGCUGUGCGUGCGCUUCAGCAACACGAAGGACGCCAAGAAGCUCGUUGUCGCGGUGGCGCUGCUGGACUGCACGGUCAAGGUGUUCCACGACGACUCGCUCAAGUUCUUCGUGAGCCUGUACGGACACAAGCUGCCUGUUAUGUCCAUGGAUAUUUCGUCGGACGACUCAAUGCUGGUGACGGCGUCUGCAGACAAGAACGUGAAGCUGUGGGGUCUGGACUUCGGUGACUGCCACAAGUCGAUCUUUGCGCACCAGGACAGCAUCAUGUGCGUGCGGUUCGUGCGCAAGACGCACUACUUCUUCACCGCGUCGAAGGACAAGUCGAUCUGCUAUUGGGAUGGCGACCACUUCGAGCGUAUUCUAAAGAUCGAUCGCCAGCACUUCGGUGAGGUGUGGGGCCUCGCGGUGAGCGGUGACGGCAGCUUCGUGGUGAGUUGCUCUCAGGACCGUUCGCUCUGCAAGUACAUUCGCACAGAGGACCAGGUGUUCAUUGAGGAAGAGAAGGAGAAGGAGAUGGAGCAGCUUUUCGAGGACGAGCUGACCAACAACAGCAACGGCAAGGCGCCUGCACUGGGCAAGGAGAAGGGUGACGACGACGAGGAAGACAACGAGAACUCGGCGUCGGCUUCCAAGCGCACGAUCGAGUCGGUGCGUGCCGGUGAGAGUCUGAUGGAGGCCAUCGACCUAGCGGAGAGCGAGCUGCAGGCCAUCGCGGACUUCGAGCGUGUGCAGAAGAAGAAGGCAAAGGAGGCCGCGGCCGCCGCUAAGAAGCGGAAGCAGGAAAAGAAGAAGGCUGCGGAGGAGGCCAGGGCCAACGCUCAGCCGGGCAACGAAGUGGAGGAGGAGGAAGAGGAGGCACCCAAGAAGCCGGAGAAGGCGACGCGUCCGCCCAACAUGCUGCUGCUUGGCUACUCGCCGCUCAAAUACGUGCUGCACACGCUGCGGCGCGUCCGGCCGCACGACAUGGAGGAGGCUCUGAUCGUGCUGCCCUUCGACUACGUGGAGCGGCUGAUCCGGUUGCUGCUGCAGCUCAUCUCCGGCCACCUCGAGGUGGAGUUCUGCUGCCGCGUGCUGCUCUUCCUGCUCAAGCUGCACAACUCGGCCAUCUGCGCGCGCGUGGGGCUGUUCAACGAGCUGGAGCUGCUGUGGCAGCGCCUGCGCUCGCAGCUCGUGGACAACAAGAGCCGCAUUGGCUUCAACCUUGCCGGCCUCAAGUAUUUAAAGCGAACGAUCGACGAGGAGCGGACGGGCUUCGUGCAGGAGAUCGCCGCCACGCCCGCCACCAACGGCCGCAACAAGAAGAAGCGCAAGGUGGCCGACGUCGAAGCGUAG
Phytophthora sojae is the source of this 2937-nucleotide messenger RNA. RefSeq lists its product as hypothetical. Gene Ontology annotation, cellular component: Pwp2p-containing subcomplex of 90S preribosome; small-subunit processome. The transcript has a single exon. Gene Ontology annotation, molecular function: snoRNA binding; protein binding. Lineage: Eukaryota; Oomycota; Peronosporomycetes; Peronosporales; Peronosporaceae. Gene Ontology annotation, biological process: maturation of SSU-rRNA. Bases 1 to 2937 code for a protein of 978 amino acids. The record is from RefSeq and is a predicted model, not a curated record.